AAAUCUCGCGAGACUUCCUGUGUUGUGGUCCAGCUGACUCUCCCGUGGGUGUUACAGGCGAGCAGAACCAUGAGGCUAAAUAACCGAAUAAAGCUUUGACAUUUACCCGCCGUGAAGGUCCGGAUCUACAGAUCUUUUUUCACAGAAUGGCUGAAACGGAUCCCAAAUCGGUUCAGGACCUCACUAACGUGGUCCAGACGCUCCUGCAGCAAAUGCAAGACAAGUUCCAGACGAUGUCAGACCAGAUCAUCGGGAGGAUCGAUGAGAUGAGCACGCGAAUCGAUGACCUGGAGAAAAACAUUGCCGACCUGAUGACCCAGGCUGGAGUCGAGGAGGCCGAGGCCACGCCGGAGAAGCCGAAGGAGAGCCAAGGGUCAACCUGAAGGUUCAUGAACGGUGUGAGGUCAGACUUCCUCACUGAUUUGGUGUGACGUGUGAAAUGAUUUUUUUUAUAUAUAUAAUUGUUUAACGGUUAUGUCAUGAUUUGAGAAGUGGAAUAGUUGUAACUGAAUUAGUGUGACCUGCCCCUGAAUUGUGUUUUUGGUGCACUGACCUGGACGUUCUGGAGCCGCCAUCGGGGGUCCGGUCUGUUCUCGGGCCCGGCAGAACCUCCUCUGAACACCUGCGGCUCGCGGCGUCUGACCAGCACUGAUGCAGAUGCAUUCCAUUUCUGAUGUUCUAUUAAAGCGACUGACGGAGGCGUUCUUCCUUCUUGCUGAACAAUAAACCACGGUGCUGGUGUGUCUGUGCUGCA
Oryzias melastigma (Indian medaka) is the source of this 754-nucleotide messenger RNA. Its product is annotated as heat shock factor-binding protein 1. Gene Ontology annotation, molecular function: transcription corepressor activity. The record is from RefSeq and is a predicted model, not a curated record. The coding region runs from base 147 to 383 and encodes 78 amino acids. NCBI's taxonomy places the organism in Eukaryota, Metazoa, Chordata, Actinopteri, Beloniformes, Adrianichthyidae. The transcript is spliced from 4 exons. Gene Ontology annotation, cellular component: cytosol; nucleus. Gene Ontology annotation, biological process: cellular heat acclimation.